AUGGACUUUCAACCGCCCGACAUUCCCGACGUCAUUCGGGAUCACAUUCUGCACGAAGUAGGAUUGAGAACUCCAGAACUACAAGCGUACGGAAACGUUUUGAGAUUAUAUGGAGAAAAUUCAAUCACCAAGAACGAUUUUGAUUACUGGUAUUGUCGAUUUCUUGAUGACAAUGAUGAAAUGGAUGUAGAAGUAGCUCCGCAAGCCAUAGAAAUCAAUCAAAAUUAUGAUUUAUUCAUCAGAAUGCUUUCUUCGUAUUAUCAAUUAAGACAGCUACUCCCCCUUCGCCAGAUUUGCCGACGUUUUCGCGACGUUAUCGAUUCAAAUUACACGCCCUUCACCGAUAUUCAUGUUGCUAUUGGUCAUGAUUACGUUUACGUGAAGUUCAACGACAUGAGAAGUCUCUAUUCACAUAAGGAAGUAAGAGAAUACAAGUACGGACACAAAUAUCAUGAUGAGAAUAAGACGUUCAUUGAAGGAGAAGGUUAUUUGACAAAAGCAUUCGAUGCUGUCGCUGUAGCAUUGAGAAAUCAGCAGAAUAUAUUGAGAACAUUUCGAUUGAGUUGGCAUCCGAGAGCAAAGCAGACAAAUAGAGAACAAACUGCUGAAAAUGUGGAGUUUUUCUAUGAGAGAGUGAGGUUACUCCUUGUCAACCAACCAUUUCAAUUCGCCGUCAGGGACUUCUCGAUUCAAGAUACGAAUCUUCCGAGAGUUCUCGCUAUUCUACAGCAUCUAUCACCUGAAACAAUCAGAAAAUUUGAAAUCAGUGAUGUGAAUUAUGGCUCGUGGAGACUCGGUGUUAUCGGAGAUGCAGAACAAAUAAUGGAACAAAUGGUUGAAACGCCACAAUGGACCUCUUUGAGUUAUAUACAGAUAAUCCACACUCCCAUCAAUAUUCCUUUGCAUAACUUCGUCUACUGCAUUGAAUUUGAAAUCGCUGUGGAAUCGGUCACGAUUGAAGAGAUUAUUCGGCUAAAAAAUACACUAUUGGAGAGACCGAGGUUUAGAAGAUGCAAAGUAAUGACACGAACAGAAUUUAAUUUUGAUGAGAUAAUUCCAUUUCGAAACAUGGGAGUCUUGUUGAACGGAUACAGACAUCCUGCUGAUAAUUGUCCAUAUACAUAUCGUUGUUCUAUUCCUUUCACAAUUUUCCAAUUGGCUGUCACUCUUCGAGAUGUCUCAUUUGAAAUUAACAGAGUUCAACGCAGACAACAAAAUGUUCAUUGA
Messenger RNA from Caenorhabditis remanei, 1227 nucleotides. RefSeq lists its product as uncharacterized. The transcript is spliced from 5 exons. Lineage: Eukaryota; Metazoa; Nematoda; Chromadorea; Rhabditida; Rhabditidae. Gene Ontology annotation, biological process: innate immune response. Bases 1 to 1227 code for a protein of 408 amino acids. The record is from RefSeq and is a predicted model, not a curated record.